CUCUUUUAUUUAUCGCCUUCGCUUUGAUUGUCAUGGUCAAGCUUUUCCACCCGUCGUCCGAUAUUUUGUGAAUUAUUGUGUUUCCUUUUUCCUUGAAAAUUGAGUUUGAUUCUCCGAAGAUCGGCCCUAUUUUGUAAACAAUCGAUUACUCAGAAGAUCCGAAGUAAAACAACAAAUAUGGCGAAGCGAUCAGGUCCCGCUAGAAGAAGAGACGACGAAUCGUUACUAACUCGGGCUGUUGACUCAGUGUUUACGUUCAUUCGAUUUGCGGAGUUUGAGAUCCUAUUCGUUCUCUUCUUUGUCAUCGCUUUCAUCAUCUUCAAAGAUUUGACAUCAAGACCAGAAUAUAAUCAGAUCCUUGUGAAGAAGCCUGGAGGACCAGAUUGGUGGUUGUCUUAGAUAAUGAAGGGAAGAAAAGCCUGCUGACGUGUAGUAUUUGAAGGCCAUGUAAAGCAUUUUCAUAAGUGUUGUGAUUUUCAUGGAUUUUGUUAAAUGUUUUUGAAUUUUCAUUUAUAUUAAAAAAAAAAAGUUAAAGAAUAGUUGAACAAGUCAGAAGA
Molecule: messenger RNA, 557 nt
Organism: Lactuca virosa
Lineage: Eukaryota; Viridiplantae; Streptophyta; Magnoliopsida; Asterales; Asteraceae
Source: the annotation of a GenBank genome assembly